Molecule: messenger RNA, 708 nt
Organism: Nematocida ausubeli
Lineage: Eukaryota; Fungi; Microsporidia
Exons: 1
Coding region: 1-708 (235 amino acids)
Biological process (GO): proteolysis
Molecular function (GO): metalloendopeptidase activity
Source: RefSeq, a predicted model, not a curated record
AUGAGAAAACUAUGCGUAUAUAUCCAUGUGCUUAUAGUGUGCGCAGUCUACUGGGUGAAGUGCCAUAGGAUAAAGCAGCAAAUAGAUGCGUAUUUGCAUCUUAACCUCACAACCAUUGUGGAGACACUAGAGAUUCCAAAGUGGAAGGUAGAAGAAGCACACAAAAUAAUGCAAGAUAUAUACAGUAGAAGUAAUCUACCGAUUCAAAUUACAUGCAACCAAAUAACAUACGCAAAUAUGCAUCCCCCUGCAAGCGAAUCAGCACAUGACAUCCAGUCUGACUACAACCAGCAAAUAAACGGAAUUGAUUUAUUUAAUGGCCUGAAAAGCAUAACUGCCAAGAUAAGAAGAUCCAGUCCGCAAGAGGAAAAGGACCAGCCCAUAUUCUUUCUGCAUUUGGAGAAAGAUCCUUCAGUUUACGGUGCAUCAAUUGAAGGGGGACUUCUAAAUGGAAAUCCAAUUGCCGUCUGCACGGUUAAGCCAGAUGAUACGCCAAAGGAAAUAGGUGAAACAAUGGCACAUGAAUUAGCCCAUCUAUUAGGUGCCCCGCAUGAUAUGCUUGGGAGCCCAUGUGCCUCACCAGAAUAUUUAAUGGAGAAGACGUACACGAAAACUCUUCACCAAAAAGUAUUUAGUCCUUGCUCAAUAGAAGCCAUGAAAAAACAUCUUCGAAAAAAUGAAACUGAAAGAGGCAAAGUGGAGGCUUGA